ACUUGUGGCUUUGCACUGCACACUGCUUCCUACUGUCAGCCACCACAGCACAGGAACAGCCAACCACAUCCAACUGGAACCAUGCAGCCUGCCGAAGCCACACUAAACAGAAACAGCCUACACUUGGCUCUGCGACGAUACAGCUCAGCUGUCAGUGACAUGGAGCAGACCGUUCUCCUGCCGAGCAUGCUGCGAGAUGUGCCCUCUGAUGAGAUGUGGGACUGUGAAACAGCAGAGGAGUCCUGCAGAGACCUGUAUGGCAACUAUCUGAUGCUCAAGGCCAUAAGAAACACAGUGGAGAACAGCCUGGUUCUCCUGGAUGACAACAAGGCCAAGAACACAGCGCUCAACAAGACCCUGGAGCCUCUCUUGGACACAGAUCCUCAAGCUCUCUUCCGCUUCCAUCUGACAGGACUGUUUUCUGUGAUGAGUGACCUCACCAAGAAGACCCAGAGCCUCACUGGGAAAUAUAUGGACAUCAUCGGAGUGGCAAAUUAAAAAAACAUGCAUGAUAAAUGGACAUCAAGCAAUAUAUCUGGUUUGUACAUGUGCUGUAUAUGUAACAAAGUCACCUGAACAUGUCAAAUGUCUGAACGGUUUAUGCUCAGUGACCCAAUGCUUCUAACUUAAUGGAUAUGGAACAAAAGUACAUUGUCAAUACUGAUCAAUUCUAUCUCUUCAUUUGCUUACUGUAAUAGUCCCUUGGAAACUAUGGUUUGAAGAUAUGGCAAAUGCUGAUUGAUUAAAUGAUCAUGAAACAACA
Molecule: messenger RNA, 763 nt
Organism: Sebastes umbrosus (honeycomb rockfish)
Lineage: Eukaryota; Metazoa; Chordata; Actinopteri; Perciformes; Sebastidae
Gene: thrsp
Product: thyroid hormone responsive
Exons: 1
Coding region: 82-498 (138 amino acids)
Biological process (GO): regulation of lipid biosynthetic process
Cellular component (GO): cytosol
Source: RefSeq, a predicted model, not a curated record